AACGUUACGAUUUUUGCUUAUUUUUUUAUAUUUUUCUGUUUUUUAGUACGUAGUCUAACAGUAAAAAUGGACGAGGACAUUUUAGAAGCUCCCGGAGAUCCGAAUACUGCUGGAAGUGCAGGGAACCAAGGACCUUUAAUAAAUGAAAACCCGUACGUCAUGAUGUCGGUUUUUAACCAAGGUUUAGCAUUCCUACAAGCUUAUGGCUGGUUCUUGUUGUUUGGCUUUGUUGCAGCCAUGUUUGUUUGGACAAAUAUUGAAAAAUCAGUCAAGAAUUUGUUUGGUCGCAGGAAGACAUAUUAUGAUGACACAGAAAACAUGACUCCAGAGCAAGUGGAAGCACGUAGUGUUGCAAUGGAACGCGCUCGUAAAAAGUUGCAAGACAGGCAUGAUGCUGCUGCACGCGAGCACGAGGAAAGAUUGAGAGAGCAAGAAGAGCAAAAAAGAAUGCAGAAGAUAAAUGACCAUGAUGCUCUUAAAGCUGGGAAAACUCAAUCAAAGACUUCUAAGAAGUUAGAUCAGAAACCAGACCCCAACCAAGCUACACAGUCACAUAUUAAGAGAAAUAAAGAAUCCAAGCCUUUAAGAUCAAGUGAUUUCAGUCCUUUAGGCGGUGGGCCUUCUAAUUCUGCGCGAUGGCGACCAGGCAACAGUCGUCCUUCUGCUGGAGGAUGAGGUUAACUUUGCACGCGUCAUGGUGGUUUGGGACCAACUGUACACUUUACAUUUAAGUGACUUUGUUUUCUUCCACCGACGCGUGUAUGACGCCUUUACAACGACAGAUGUAAACCCACGCUGCCUUUGCAUGGCGUGGGUUUGGUAUGACGUAAACGACGUAAAGAGCAUCAACGCUUCGUCGUUUAUUGAUGUUACAUCACUAUAUCGUGUAUGGCUUGUUAAAUAUUUACAUUUGUCACACUGCGCUUAUUUAUCGUCGCGUUUUCCGCAAUACACUUUAAGACCCAACACUGGGUGUUUGGGUAUGUGACGCUAGUUUUGUUUUACAAAAACGCACUUGAAGCGUCGGAAAGAAUAAAAUACAAAUAAAGAAAAAUAAAACUUAUAUAAAAUU
Molecule: messenger RNA, 1072 nt
Organism: Ciona intestinalis (vase tunicate)
Lineage: Eukaryota; Metazoa; Chordata; Ascidiacea; Phlebobranchia; Cionidae
Source: RefSeq